AUGUUUAUAAUAUUAUUAUUCCUCUCUCGCGCUGACGCCGAUUGGGUAGAGAUAUCUCAACAACAUUACAGGAAGCCUCUCAGAACGAACAUCAACUUUUCAACAUUAGAAAAAGUUACAGAAGUCUACUUUCAAUCGACAAGGCCGGUCUACAAAAAUGAAACCUUAGAAGAGUUCGCCUGGAAUAAAGGCAAUGUCAACAAGGUUUCCAAACUUGGUAAUGUGCAACGAGUGCAGCUCGAUUCGAACCCCGUUAAAGCACCGACUUUGCGAAUCGGUUCGCUUCAAAAGAAAAAUAAUUUUGAAGAAACAAGUGUAGUGUCAGUUAACACCAGAUAUGAAGACUAUACGCUAGAUGAUUCUAAUGAAUUAAGUGCACAUGGUACAAAUAAAAGUUUUGUGAUGAACACUAACAAAAAUGAAACGUUUGAAGUAUGGAGUACUGGAAAAAAUAAUUAUCCCGAAAGUGAAAUACACCAGCGGUUAAAUAAAUUGUCCACUUACAAUCGAAACAAUUCCAAUUCUUCGGUGAAAGGAGAAAUAAGUGUAACGAAGAAAAACAAUAUUGAAACAGGCCCACAAACAGGUGUUACUGAUAUAAGACAACUAACUAACCAGGAAUUUAAAGAUAAAUAUUCUAAAAAUGACUCUGAUAUGAAAGAAUACUCCUCUGAAUACAAUCGUACCAGGGAAAGAUCUAAGACAAAGGAAAAUAAAAAGCCUCACACAGAAACUGGAGCAUAUACACACGCAACAAGGGAUAACGUUGUUACAAAUAAAGGAAACAUAGAAAUUGAACAUAAAAGUACAGGAACUUUGGAAAAUAAUAAGAAGAACGCAAUAGAAAACUUGAUAAAAUUAGCGAAAGUCGUGACUGACACUAUAAAGGAGAACACUCGGAGGACAGUCAGCAGCAAAACAAGAUAUUUGGAAAAUUUGAAAGAAUCAAUUUUAACAAAUAUUGAUAAUAGUUUUCUUUUAGAAGAACGAAUAGACUCCGCUUGGCCGGACGACUGUUUGCCGCGACAACGCCGCGCGACACACGCGACGCCGCGCGGCUACGUGCAGAUACCAUCAUCGGAGAGCGCGCUCAUGACCAUCUCCUUCUUAACCUUUGCUGUUUUCCUAAUCAAACUUGUAUUGCAAGUGAUCCAGACGUACAAAACCAAAACUAUGAUGGUCGCGCCAACAAUAGUAGCUACCGUAGGACGAGCAACUGCCGCCGCCCCCUCCAGAAAACUUGGCAGUUCUUGA
Messenger RNA from Diatraea saccharalis (sugarcane borer), 1254 nucleotides. The record is from the annotation of a GenBank genome assembly. NCBI's taxonomy places the organism in Eukaryota, Metazoa, Arthropoda, Insecta, Lepidoptera, Crambidae.